Acanthochromis polyacanthus (spiny chromis) is the source of this 5754-nucleotide messenger RNA. RefSeq names its product zinc finger protein 438 (gene znf438). Lineage: Eukaryota; Metazoa; Chordata; Actinopteri; Pomacentridae. The transcript has 4 exons. Bases 249 to 2585 code for a protein of 778 amino acids. Gene Ontology annotation, cellular component: nucleus. The record is from RefSeq and is a predicted model, not a curated record. Gene Ontology annotation, biological process: regulation of transcription by RNA polymerase II. Gene Ontology annotation, molecular function: sequence-specific DNA binding; DNA-binding transcription factor activity, RNA polymerase II-specific.
AAUGGUUUGGCUCAAAAUGGCUGGAGAGAAACAGUUAUGAGGAUCGACGGUUUUACCAGGUUUUUAAGAAAAAUGAGCCGUUCUGUAGUUUGAAGGCGCUCCCUCCACCUAACUGGGGAUCCAGGGGGUGUAUGGAGAGAGGGGGACGGGACCACGACCCGGGCACCAUCCAGAGAGAGGAAGAGGAGGGAGCAGCUGAGGAGGAAGGAUCAUCCAAUCGUUGGUAGAAAGUGAGUCCAGCCUAUCAGAUGAAGAGCCUUCAGUUCCGGAGUAUUGCCCCUAAGGCCCCGGCUGUGGUGCCGUCCCCCUCCCCUGCAGUAAUGUCCUGCCAGCCUCAGUGUGCCCUCCCUGAGGCUACCACCGCCUCCAGCCCCAAAUCAAUCAUCGUGCCCACCCAAAACUAUGCACUGAUGCAAAUAGCAGGUCAAGAUGGCACAUUCUCGCUGGUGGCACUGCCCCCUUCAGUCUCCUCCCAGACACCACAACAGCAAGCCCAUUCAGUCCAGAAAAACCUGAAGUUACCCAUUCCCAGGUACCAGCCAGUGAGAAGCAAGGGGACCACAGAUAAGGUCAAAUCUCCACCACUCGCCGUCAGGGUGAAAACAGCCCCUAAGGUUUCGGUGACAGCGCAGACCAAGUCAUUGGUGAGUCAAGCAUCAGCGUCAAUGAAGAAGAAACCUCAAGAGACCAAGCACACAAAGGAAUCCCCCGGGCCCAAAGAGGACCCUUCAGAGCAGGUAAUUGUCAUUGACCCAGCCUCCUCUGACAUCUCAGUCACUGCGCUUCUACCAGACAAUGCUGUCCUCUAUCAGGGUUCUCAGUUGGAGCGAGUGCCAGAUGGCUGUGAGCAAACUGCUACAACUGGCCUUAUUCAGAACCUUCAGUAUCCCCCUGCUGCUGUUAAAAGCUCUCCAGGUAAAUCUCCCGAGGAAAAUAGAACUACAGUGAGGCUGUGCCAGUCAAAACCAGCUGCAGCCCAACCCCAGAGUAGUAUCACUGUCCUGUCCCCAGCUAUCUUCAGUAAAGCAAUCCAGAUUAUCCCAUCUCCACCUAAGGGGAAACUUCCCAUCCUGCCCUACUCUAAAAUGAAGACCACCCUCAUCCCAGCUGCCAAGCCCAACAAUUUGUCCCCAGAGAAAAAAAGUUCCUCCAGCCAGCCAGGACUCACCAGCCCUUUAGAUGCUACGUCCAAGACUCUCGAGACAGCUGCAGCCUUGAGUAACAACCAGGUGCAAAAAUCCACUUUACAGCCCCCGGCCAAGACCACACUCAUGCCUGUUCUGGGAAUCCACCAGAAACCACCUGGCAAGAAGAGAGGAAGGAAGAGAAAGACAAUGGAAGACAUCUUAGCCUUUGAGGCCCGAAAGAAGAGGUCCUUGUCUUUCUUCCGUAGAAGGGUUCCUGAGAAACCACCAGCCGUUGUUCCAGGUUCCAAACAAAAGGAAGUUGAUAUUUCAAAGAAGUACCGCAGCAUCCGACCCAAGCCCAUGUUGGUUAUGGAGACAGUUCCCCAGCUGGUUAGUAUGCCUGCUAUUACCCCAGAUGGCCAAGAGCAGGAACUUAUGCUUGGUCGUCAGCUUCCUACUACUGCCACAACCAAGGCCCUGGACCAGCCAGCCCCUGUAACCCUCCACCUGAGAGGUGGCUCCCACUCAAGAGUGUUCAUAGGAAGCCGACCGCUCCACCGUUGCCCCACCUGCAACCGCUGUUUCCAGUUCAAACAUCACCUCCAGAGCCACAUGAACAGCCACACCAACAGUCGGCCCUACAUUUGCCCCGUGUGCCGCAAAGCAUACGCUCACUCAGGCAGCUUGAGCACCCACAUGAAGCUUCACCACUCUGAGGUAAGACCACGUCGGUCUUUAUGCUGUGAGUUCUGCGAGAAGGCCUUUGGAUAUGUGGGGGUGUAUUUCAGUCAUCUGAGAGAGGUCCACAAGGUGGUGUUGACCGUGGAGCCAUCAAUCAGCCAUCAUGAGGAUGACCUGUCUGUGGAGGGGCCGAACUCACCAGAGCCAUCUGAUGAACAAGAUCGAGAAGAUCCUGUGGAGUUGCAAAUUAAAUGUGGCCGCUGCCAGGCCAUCACUCCCACCUUUGCCGACAUGAAGAUGCAUUUGCUGUAUGUGCACGGGGAGGAGGUCCACAUUCGACUUCACGACAGCCAACCCUUACGAGGGGGCCGUGAGGCUGAGAACGAGCUCGUGAAGCAUGCUGCCCACUAUUGGCGACAGUUAAACGAGAAACGUAAUCUGGUGAAGUGCGGCAGUUGUGAUGAAGAGUUCUUUUCCUUCUCCAAGCUGAAGAGGCACAUCAUGUCCCACCGCUGUGGAAGGGAGGGGGAGGAUAGCAGCAUCCUCUCAUCUCCAGAUAGCAGUGGAGGCUUCGGGGUCCUUGCAGCAGGUACAGCCUUUAACUGUGUGCUUUGCAGCGAGGUGUUGGACACUAAAGAGGUGGUUUUGGAGCACUGGAGAAGUCACCACCACUGUGAGCAGCCCGGCCUUCUGUGGGAUGCCCUGAGCUCCUACACCGGCCAUGAAGAAGGUGAGACAGACCGGGAUCUGGACACUCCAGCUCCAAGCCCACACUAGCCAGCCUAGCCCUUGGAUGGGCAUGGAGUCCUUCACUGUGGCUCCUCCUCAUAUACACUCAGUCCUAACAAUCAGCAGCACAGGGAUAGAGAGUUUCUCUUAUGUCUUUUAGCACUCGUUUCAUAUUUCACCAGUUGAGACAUUGAACUUGAUCCAAAAGAGAAAAGAAAGAAGAACAAAAUGUCAAACAAAUGAUGAAAAUUGGCCUUUGUGUUAAAAGUCAUAGGAGAUAUUCUCACUAGGUCAGAGAAUCCAGUUUUAUAAACAGUAUAAUUUGUCAUGUUACUUUGAUUGCACUGUUUUGUUUUUGGAUUUCAUUUUGUUUGGAGCUAUGUAUUUAAUAUCCUGUCAGAAAUUAGAUGAUUAUUUUUUUCUACUGCUUAUUUAAAUGUUAUUAAGGAUAAUUUAUAACCUAACUGACACAGUAAAACUGUUAAAGGGUCAUUUCACCCUUUAGUCUGUUUAGCCAUGGAGGCAAUUUGGUUUUAUGUGCUUGUUGUGGGAGCAGAACUCCAUAAAAAAAUACAUUUUUAAAGUUUAAAAAUGCAUCAUCUGUGAAUGCAGUAACAGUGAUGAAACUUUCACUUUUCCAGGUGGAAUAGGUAGAGGCCAGAACCUUGGUGACAGUGACUACGUACAGGAUUAGUGGUGAACUGCUGUAACUACAAGUUAAUUUUAAGCCACAAGAGCGCCUAGAGCAUCUCUCCAUUUUUUCUCUCUUCUUUAUUACUGUUUAUUCAUUGCUGCAUUUUAUUCACCACUGUAUGCAAUUUCUUUGAACAAAAAGUUACUGAAGAGUGAAAAUAAAGCUGUCUGGUCUAAUGAGCUUUGUCAGCUAAGCUUGGGUGUUAGAGGAACAAUAUUUUCACUUCAUUCAUGAGACAUAUUUGUGCUUUUGACACCUAUUUAAUUCUUGGUACAUCCAGGCAUUCCCUCUGUGGAUUAUCCAGAGGAAUCAAAUGGAUUAUUAUUUAUAGGGGCAUUUUAAGCCUUGAUUAAAUAGCAGAGCGAUGAGGUGCGACAAAUGCCCUCAGUCAGACAAAUUGUAAUUUAGUGGCACAAACAAGUUCCAUUCACCUAUGUUUAUGGAGAUGGUGUUUGAAAGUACAAAGAUGUCAUCCUCACUGAAACUACCAAAUCUGCAUGGCUAGAUGCCUCUGUAUGAAAACGAUAAAAUGUUCAAUUAGGGUGGAAUGAAUCUUGAAAGUACUGAGAAAUAUGAAUAGGAGUACAACAUCUACAUUUACAGAGGCUGACAGCUGAUCCACAGAUCUUGGAACAUUACAAGUCAAUAUCUGUACAAUCCUCUGAUAUAAUACUGCUCAUAUAGCAGAAAAUCUAACUUUUCAGUUAUGAUUUACGCUUCCACCUCACAGUCCGAUUAAGGGGCAGUAUCAGGGUCCUGUUUCAACUUGGACCACUGAAGGAACACUUUUGUAACCAGCACCCAAGUGACAUCCUUGUGGCCUUCUGAAAAAAUAGGUGUUCAUGCGUAAUGUGGCUUAUCAUCAGUAUGGUCCUCUGUAGGCCAGGUUCUAUCCUGUUGACUUGUUGAUUAAUGCCAACAUGUGUAUUCUGUGACAUGCCAAGGGUCUAUUCACACUAGUGAUUGUAGAAGUGAGUUUUGCAUUUAAGCUUUUUAAACCACUGACAGAAUACCGUUUGUUGAUUUAGUAAAUACGCAGUUAAAACCAUUGAAUUGCCUACCUGUUGUUGCCAGCUCAUGUAAUGCACCUGUGGAAUUGUGUGCACCCAGGCUCUGACUAGAGUUAAUAUAAACUGUUGUCAAGUCCAGAAAAAUAUGCUAUUUUAUACUCUAGAUUAAUAAAGAGGUCUUUUAGUAUGUUUAUGCUUGUGAUUGGUCCCUAAAGAACCGGCACUGAGACAUUUGUUACAUUUGCUUCUUCUGAUUUUGAGGGAUGCUUACUGUCUUGUUUCUUGAUUGGGAGGCCAUUACAAAAUGGCAAGUAGCUUGGUUAACAUUUGUCUGUGUUUAUCUUUUCAUAUGAAGAAAAAAAAUCACAGGGUCAAGUGAAUGUACCUGAAUGUUUAAAAAAAAAACCUACCAAAAGUAUAUAUAUGCUAUAUAGACUUAUUCUAUAGAUAGAAUGUAUAGAUAUAUUGAGAAUAUAUAUAUAUAUAUAUAUAUAUAUUUACAUAGAGUAACUAGUGAAUCAGCUGCUUUGUUCUAUCACGGUGGAGGAGGACAACCAGAUGCAUAUAUCAUUGCCAACACUGGCAACAAAAGCCAUGUAGAGCUGUCCUUAUGUGUCUGACACAAAACGUGGGAUUGUGGAUGAAGGACAAAGCACUGGUGUGUACAUGUCUGAGUGAGGCAGCUACAGUACACUUCAGGGUUAUUCCAUUUCAAAUCAUCGGGAAUUUUCUGCUCCGCUAUCUCUGAUUUGUCAGAAUUUUUUUUUUCAAACUGAAACAAAUUGUGUUUUCUGAACCAUAUGUAGCUGCAUGUCACAAUAACACAAAAAAAUCAGAUUUUUUUUUAAAAAAAGCAUAAUCACAGAAAUCAAAGCUAUUUUCAUUCAACUUUCAUAACUGAUUAAGCAGGGAUGAGAAAUUACAUGUGGGACAGCUAAUGGAAAUUAGCCUUUUGUUAAAUCCGACGUACUUCCUGCAACCUUGUGUAAACUAGUAUGAGAUUGUGCAUUCAUUAUAUGCACUGUUUCAUCCAAAUAAAUAAAUUGUACCACAAAAACACGCUGGUAGUAGGUUUGAUAUUUCAAGCUACAGUUUCACAAACACUUUUAUAAAUAUCAAUAUUUUGUUCUGUUAAAGUCUGGCGCAAAUCAGAGAUGGCCGAGCUGGAAAAAAGUGAUGAUUUGAGAUGCAGUGACCCUGUACCGUUCACUGAGGUCUGAGUGUUCAUCAGUGAGUUGUCCUUCGUUUUCAAGCCCUCAACACAAACCAGGAAGUGACAGAAUUAAGGGUCAGUCUCUUCUUUCCUCAGCUACAUGAGAAACAAACAUGACUGUCAGCACAAGUCGGAAAGUGAAAAAUCCCACAUUAGGUGAUAUAAUGUGUUUGGCUCACUUGGUAUGUUGACUGUGUCCAAAAAAGAAAAAAAAAAAGACUGAAAGUGUUCGUGCUUGUGACUGUUUAUGUACCUGAAGAACCUGAUGUUUAAGAGAAUAAAGAUAUGCUUUGUUCAAGA